Molecule: messenger RNA, 312 nt
Organism: Fraxinus pennsylvanica
Lineage: Eukaryota; Viridiplantae; Streptophyta; Magnoliopsida; Lamiales; Oleaceae
Source: the annotation of a GenBank genome assembly
AUGAACACAUCACUCACAUAUGGGGAAGACGCUAGGGUCGUUGGGAUCAAAGAACUCAGAGGUGGCGAGGAGAGGAAGAUUCCAUUAUAUUUAGGCGAGUUGGGACAUGUUCAAUUGAAAUUUAGCUAUGUUGACAAUGAAGAUGAAGAACCCGCGAGGACGGAUGAAAUAGUUGUUGGCAUAGCGGACAAAGGAGAUAGAAAUGACAGCACAAAUGACAUUCCCAUACGUGGAAGGACUAGCAGUGUUGAGAGUUAUGAUCCUUUCAUGGCUAGAAGAUUGGCUAAACAUUUGCAUGGCUAUAGCCCAUAG